Molecule: messenger RNA, 6821 nt
Organism: Salvelinus namaycush (lake trout)
Lineage: Eukaryota; Metazoa; Chordata; Actinopteri; Salmoniformes; Salmonidae
Product: solute carrier family 41 member 3-like
Exons: 10
Coding region: 4414-5763 (449 amino acids)
Biological process (GO): monoatomic cation transport
Cellular component (GO): plasma membrane
Molecular function (GO): monoatomic cation transmembrane transporter activity
Source: RefSeq, a predicted model, not a curated record
UGGACUGUUUGAAAAUGUGGAGAGAAAAAAAGUCAAAUGUUUAUUUUAUUUUUUAUUCAUGUUGAUCACAUUUUUAUUUGGCGUACCCCCGACAGCAUUGCGCCCCAGUUUGGGAAUACCUGGUCUACACAAUAGAUGUGUUGUGUUCAUGGACAAUACUGGAUGACAAUGGGACUUUAUGAAUGAUGAUCUCCAUAUCAGAGCUUGAACAUGCACCUUUUUACUAGUUUUCCUGAUUCAUUAAAAUCACAAAGGUUUAUACAGUAAGAUGACUGGCCUUUGCCUCUUACAUAUUCCAUUUGCUAAAUUGCUAAUUCAAAUGUACUUUGGUGGACUGUAUCCAAGGGACUGUAUCCAAGGGAGAGGGCAGGCUGAAAAGAGACACCGGUCAUGGAGGAAUCCUUGUUGGCAGCAAAUGUGUGAGUGUUUGUUUGUGCAUACUUGCGUGUUAGACAGUUUCACACACCAACAAUUAUCUUCAAUGGAGGUCUCCUGCCCUGUCUUGGACUAAUAAUAAGAUAGAUGAGGAGAAAGACAAGUCCAACAGAGAGCUCCAGGAGGAUCUGUCUACAGGUGGUGGCGCCGUAACUUGAGGUCGGGCUGGGGAUGAUGACUGCAGGCAUAGUUCUGGAUGCUGUACAGGUGGGUGAAGGGAAUGCAAGGGCUGCAUUCAAUCCAUAUCGCGGAGAGAUAUGAGAGAAGCUCAGAGAGAAGCUGGGACAUUGUGGGGAGUCACAGGGACCUCAAUGGCACGCCACCACUAGGAACAUGUAAUUCUUGGUACAACGGGAUGACAGAGGCCUAUUAGUGUGAACAGUUACACUUCUCUCCCUUUUUUCCCCCUCAUAAGACUGGCCCACCGGCCUAAAUAUGGACUGGCCCGCCGGGCAUUUGCCCGAACUGCCCUUUGGCCAGUCCCUUUCAGGUUGGAAGUGACAAACAGGCUAUCCGUGUUUUCACUCAGUAUUGUUGUCCAUCUUAAUGAAGAGUUUACAUAUGUCAAAGCAUUAAACUUUUGACGGACCUCAGUCCGACAGAGAAGGUAGUACAGUAUAACAUACACAAAUGCAUCACAUUCGUCUCGAUCUGUACAGUUCCUAAUAAAAAAAUGCAACCACGUCUACAACAACCUCGGUCUAAAGACAAGCUCUGCAUAGCAAGUGCCAGACAGUCUUUCCUUGGAUUUCAUUAUGUAAUCCUGGAUCCAACUCAAGGUGUGUAAUGGGUUGUCUAGCCUGUCAUAUUGAGUCCCAUAGACUUGCCAUAUAACAACAAACCCGAAAGGCCAUUGCUAUCAAUAUGUCAGUGUGGACUACUACAUGUAUAGCUUGUAAGUUUCACUAAACUUUGUUUUCACUGCACACACACUGAGGAUUAUAUGGCUCAAAUAGGCCAGGUUCACACCCAAGUUGUACAACUGUUGUACAGCACAUUUGACAGUGGUUUUGAUCGUUUUUCUUCACAAAAAUAAUUACACAAGCAUUGUGGAGACUGCACAAUGGUUGUGUGUAUACAACUGAAAGCUUGUCUGCACAUAAAUGUAUCACAAAAAUAGCAGUUGUACCAAACCAUUGUGUCAAAUGCGCUGUACAUUAGUUGUACAACCUGUGUGUGGACAGGGCCAUAGAUCCUAAAGUGGUAGGAAUUUUGACAUUUCAGGUCAACAAUUGGAAAAUCAGAGCAGGCAUUAUCAUAUAAAUAGAAUGAUUAAUUAAGUAAUUCUAUUUUUAUUGCCAUUAUCUUGUGGGUAUAAGCAACAAAUAAUCUCUCAAUUAUAAACGUGUCCCAUAGUCAUGAGUUUACAGUUUAGCUCCGUUUAAACCUGGAGCUAACAUGGGUCCUUUGUCCUGAUCUGGUCUACAUUCUGAUUGUGCCCACAUUUCCAGAAAUGUGUCUACUCAUCACUGGAGGUUGGUGGCACCUUAAUUGUGGAGUACAGGCUCGUGGUAAUGGCUAGAGUGGAAUGAAUAUAAUGGUAUCCAACACAUGGGUUCCAGGUGUUUGAUGCCAUUCCAUUAGCUCCUUUCCAGCCAUUAUUAUGAGCCGUCCUCCCCUCAGCAGCCUACACUGCUACUCAUGGUAUUAAACUGUGUCUGUUAUCCAUCCACUGUCUCUGCAUUGUGACUUCCUGGUUCCUUCCUUUAUGCAAAUUUGUUCACAGCUAUUCAUUCAAAGUCAUAUUUAUUUACUGUAAGACACUUGUUGAUGUAAUCAGUCAAUAGUGCCAUCUGUCAAUGAUUUUAGAGGGCAGAAUAAUGAUGAUGAUUUAAAUGGUUUCUCUGUCCAGAUCUGUCUACACUUGUAAGAUAUCCAGACACAAAGCGUGUCUGACUACCUCCGGAAGUGGGCAGGAUGAUCUGAUCGCAAUGUGUCUUUUGAUUGUCCACAUUUUUAGACAGGUGUAGACAAUCAAAAUGUGUACAAGAUCAGGACAAAGGAUGCAAGUUAGAACCAGGUAUAAACGGGGCUUCUAAAUUCCAACAAGGUGUCAGUGGCGGAGCAGGAGGCAACAGACUGUCCACGCCACGUCUCAGGGACGCCUCAGCUGAGUCACUUUCAGUGUGUGCGUGUGUGUAUGCGCACGUGUGUGUGUGUGGGGUGGGGGGGCUAUAGGACAAGGAGGGAUAAAGAGCUGAACUCGGUUCCUUCUCUCUCUGGAUAACAGCAUGCAGGUCUCAAAUGUCUGUCAUGGUCAUGAAUGAUUAAGAAGCUAUUGAUAUUUACGUCACUUCCAGUGUUUGGCAAAUAUUUACUAAAUGUCUCUCUAGUCAAUGUGGUGUUUCAAUCUGAAUUUAAGUGAGAAGGAAAGGGGGAUAUAUAGAGAAAAAGACAGGGGGUGAGGGGGGUGAGAGACUGUCUAAUAAUACUAACAGGUAGAAAGAGCCAAAACCCGAUAAACUCAGAAGAUGUUGCGCAAAUGGAGGGGAGACAAUCAGAAAGGAGAACAGAUGUCCUUUAGAGGGGACCAGGCUAAUGCCACGUGUUGGUGACAGGUACAACACAUGCUAGCACUGAGGAUGAAACAACGAGGAAGAAAAGAGAGGAGAGAGAGGAACAAGAUGGAGUUAUCAUGAGACAGAGGGAAAGGUAGAAAGAAUGAAAAUAGAAAGAGCAAAGGAGAGAGAGGGAUAGAAAGAGAGAGAUAGAGACCCCGUUUCAGUCUGAUAGCCCUGCUCGCACAGACGACAGCAGCACCCCCUCCUUCUCUCCCACCCGUUUCAGUCUGAUAGCCCUGCUCACACAGACGACAGCAGCACCCCCUCCUUCUCUCCCACCCGUUUCAGUCUGAUAGCCCUGCUCGCACAGACGACAGCAGCACCCCCUCCUUCUCUCCCACCCGUUUCAGUCUGAUAGCCCUGCUCGCACAGACGACAGCAGCACCCCUCCUUCUCUCCCACUUGCACAGAAAUACCAUCACGACCCAAUUUGUUUGCGUCCCAGAGAGGAAACCCCUGCCAGCGACUGGACAGGUACUCUUAACGCUUCGCCUCGGGACUCGCACCUCAUCAUCCUCACUCAAUGUCACCCUGCAGUCCUUCGCCUUCCCGAGCCUUAGAACCACGGACCGUCAUCUAUUAUCACCUCGUUUCUCAUCUGCGACUCACCAACCAGCGCCACACGUCACGUCUCUCCAGCCCAACAUGAGAAAGGGACUCCAGGCCAGCCAGGCUGCUCACACAGGGCAGUGGGACGAGCAGAGGCAUCACGAGCAGCGGCUGGGGAGGGCAGAGAAAAAGUUAGCAGCCUUCUGGUUGUCCUUGUCGCAGAGAACGUGGACGUUUUUCAGACCCCGCGGCGGCAAACGCACCGGCUGCUUCCAGCGGAGCUCCUCGGCAGCUCGCCUACUGAAGAGCGAAGCGUGAGGAGUGUGUGUGGGAGUGUUUGUGUCUGUCUGUCUGCGGCGGGUGUCAGAAGAGUCCUGGCAGACACCCCUAUCUGGAGGACCCAUAUCUGCGUGUGUAUGUGACCUCCACCCCAGAGGUCAAAGGCAGUCUAUGUCGUUCUUCAGCCUGAUAAGAUAACACAACCAUUGGCAUUCUUUCUUUGUUGUGUUAUCUUAGCAACGUUGACUAAAGAUGGAAGGACAAGCUGUCAUUCUAAUGUCAUUCUCAUUCAGAAGGACAAACAAACUGUCAUUCUAAAGCCUCUGAAAUACGUCGAGCCCAGUGGAUUGGUUGAAGAGCGUUUGGCGAUUUGCUGCUGUCGACUGGAAGGAAUCUCCCCUCUUGUUGUCGUCAAAACCAGGCUUCCCUUCUCAGAAGAAACUUCCAUUCACUAAACUAAACUAUCAAAGAGGAGAACAUACCACAGAGAAGACAUUAGUGGUGGAGAUUGGUGUGAAUAGGGGCAGCUGUCACUCCCUUAACCCCUACUGUGACUUUCCAGAUGGGGUAACUGGGACCUGCGGAGACCAUGGUAGUCACCCAUUUAGAGCUAGAGCUGUGCUACCAGGGGAAGAAGCUGAGGGGCUUCACCUGUAAGCUGACCCGCUCCCCCCAUGGCUAUCUGCCUGAGAGUGCCUGGCUCAUCUUGGCUCAGAUCCUACUGCCCUACGUGGUGGCCGGCCUGGGCAUGGUGGCGGCAAGCAUAGUCAUGGACUUGGUUCAACAUUGGGAGGUGUUUAGGGAGAUCACAGAGGUGUUUAUCUUGGUGCCAGCCCUGGUGGGACUGAAAGGCAACCUGGAGAUGACACUGGCAUCCAGACUGUCUACAGCAGCGAACACUCGGCAGCUGGAUGAUCCAAAGCAGCAGUGGAGGAUAGUGUGUAGCAACCUAGCUCUCAUUCAGGUCCAGGCCACAGUGGUGGGUUUCCUGGCUGCGGUAGCUGCAGUGGGGUUGGGCGCGAUGACCAGGGGUCGUGUGGACCUGCUGCAGGCUGCUGUUUUAUGUGCCAGCAGCAUCACCACAGCCUUUGUAGCAGCCCUGUCAUUGGGCCUGGUGAUGGUUGUAGUGAUCAUUGGCUCCAGGAAGGUGGGAAUCAACCCUGACAACGUGGCCACGCCCAUCGCUGCCAGCCUGGGUGACCUCAUCACCCUUUCUCUGUUGGCUGGGGUCAGCAGCUUCCUCUUCCGGUUUAAAGAGAUGUGGUACCUGCCUGCUCUGGUGUGUGGCUUUUUCCUGGUUCUCAUUCCGCUGUGGGUGGUCAUCGCCCAGCACUCUCCUCCAAUCAGAGAGGUGCUGAGGUCUGGGUGGCAGCCCGUCAUCAUGGCCAUGUCCAUCAGCAGUAUUGGGGGCCUGAUACUGGAUAAGACAGUGAGCGACCCGAACUUUGAGGGCAUGGCGGUGUUCACUCCCGUAAUCAACGGUGUGGGAGGUAACCUGGUAGCCAUCCAGGCCAGCCGCAUCUCCACCUACCUACACUACUGGAGUAUGCCAGGGACCCUGCCCUUCCAGAUGACACAACACUGGCCUGGCCCCUGCCUGACCUUCUGCUCCUCAGGGGUCAACUCCAAGUCAGCGAGGGUUCUAGUCUUCCUGGUAGUUCCGGGUCACCUGCUUUUCCUCUACACCAUCCACUUACUGAAUGGCGGCCAUGGCGCCCUCAGGCCUGCCUUUGUCUGCCUUUACCUGUGUGCGGCCCUGCUACAGGUUGUGAUUCUGCUGUACCUGGCUGACCUGAUGGUGCGCUGGAUGUGGCGGAGGGGGCUGGACCCGGAUAACUACUCUAUCCCGUACCUCACGGCUCUGGGGGAUCUGUUGGGGACCGGCUUCCUGGCCCUGAUCUUCAGGGCCAUUCAAUCUAUACCAGCCCACCAUGUCUAGUGCAACUGAAGUUAAGAUUUAACAACGUGGCCUACACACUGUAGUUUCACAGGCCUCCGACAACCACCAAGCUUGGCUCCACAGAAGCCCUGUUUAUGCCUGCCGUUAACAUACGUCCUUUGUCCUGAUCUUGUCCGUUUACACUUAUAAGAUCUGAUCACAAUGCGUCUUUUAAAAGUCUACACAAUCAGAAUGUGGAAAAGAUCAGGGAAAAGGCGGCAUGUUAGAACCAGGUAUCAACAGGGCUUAAGAAAUGAAUGCUGAUAAGGGAGAUGCUGUAUACUGUAGCUCGACAGUCUUUCAGCACCCAGUAACCACAUAGAGGCUACCUGUUGAGAUGUCCUCUGUAAACGCUUUAAUGGUAAAAUGGCAAAUGCACUGUACUAAAGCAAUAAUGUUGUCUGUGCUUGUUUGUUUGCUGACUGUCUAUACAUUUAUCCUUAAGCUCAAAAAUGGUUCACUUGUGAGUUUAGUCACAAUAAAUGUACUAAUGCACUCACGGGAUAUACACACUAUAAACCAAUAGAGGACAUGGGAUAAAUCCAUGUGUCACAAUUUCAAUGAUCGACCACUGCUAUUUUCAUUUGUGCCUUUAAACCAUUACUGUAGAAACUACAGGAGUCAUGUGCAGUAUUUAUUUUCUUAUUAUUAGUCAAGUAAUGACAUCGGCAAUGUUGCUUGAUCGGUAAUUAGUCUGCUGCAGUGAAUUGGUUUGAAAGUGAAUGUUUGUAUCAACGUCUCUAACACAUACUGUACCACUGUUGCCCACAUUUUGUUAUAACUUUUUUGUGCCAAAAGUGUUAUGCUUAUCUCUUCAAAUAAAUGGGUCCUUUUAAGUCAAUUAAUAUAUACUUUUAAAAACAGGCUUAAAUCACAUUUGAUGCUCUGCAAUGACACAAACAAUAUAACUUUCACCAAAGAUUUCAACAGUUCGACAUGUUGACUUAGUAUGUAUGUGUUAGUGUAACCGAUGUGAAAUGGCUAGCUAGUUAGCGGUGGUGCGCGCUAAUAGCGUUUCAAUCGGUGACGUCACUCGCUUUGAGACCUUGAAGUAGUGG